Microdochium trichocladiopsis is the source of this 2142-nucleotide messenger RNA. RefSeq lists its product as uncharacterized. Gene Ontology annotation, biological process: chromatin remodeling. NCBI's taxonomy places the organism in Eukaryota, Fungi, Ascomycota, Sordariomycetes, Xylariales, Microdochiaceae. The coding region runs from base 1 to 2142 and encodes 713 amino acids. The record is from RefSeq and is a predicted model, not a curated record. The transcript is spliced from 3 exons.
AUGUCCCAAAUGGCCGACCCUAGCUUCGGAGUGCACAGAGACCUGUUGCCUCACAUUCACCUGGUCUCGACCUAUCGAUAUCCCGUUAAGGCGACCAUCCAGCCAAAUGAAGUCACUUCGCUGUUGAUGCAGGCUCCCAAGAUCGCACGCGACACGGCGCCGUUCUACUGGACUUAUAUCGACAAACCUGAGAAUGGCUCAAUCUUCCUCACAUGGCAGCCCCUGCAGCAGAUGAAUGUUCAACUUGCCAGUGACGGCUAUGUCUGGCCGCCGCAGGAGACGUACUAUCAGCAGGAAGUGGGCAAUGGUGUCAUCCUGGAGAUGUACCUGCAAAAGGCGGGCUUUGCCUAUGGAGAUCAGUACGCCAUGCACUCGCGUCGACGAUUCCGCCUAAUCCCCCCCAACGUUCCAAACCCGAAUGCGCCGCAAGUCGACCCAAGCCUGUGGAUUGUCCACUAUGGUCCAAACGAGCCCAACGACAGAAUCCAUGCGAGCCAACUGCCCAGAGAUAAUCGCACACAACAGAUACACGAGACACGCAGCUACCUUUACCGAUGCGGGCAGAUUCAGCGCAAGGAGUUCAUCCUCGGAGACCGCGCCAACUGGCCGCAGAUUGGGUGGCCGAGGGAGGCACCGAGACAGCCGGUCUAUGCUGGCAACAGAGGGGUACCGCAAUCAAUGGCUUAUCCUAGUCAAGCACCUACGCCUAGCGGGCCGCCCUCAAAACGAGCCAGAACAUCCCAAGCCGCACAUGCCCAAGGCGCGCCGCCCAUGGGCGCUCUAUCGCAUCAGGAUAGUGCCUACGAUGAUGACGAAGAUACGUCUAGAGGCGACAUGUUCGACCACCUGACCCCUCGAGAGAUCAGCCUGCACAGAUAUCGUCAAAACCAUGAGUGGAUGGAGGAAAUACUCUCGUCACCCUACAGCCUUGGCCAGAUAGGCUUUGCCGAUAUCGGCCUCGGGCUCAAGGGCGAGUUGUCCGGCCUGACUGAGGGCAUUUUUGAAUCCCAGGACUACAAGACAUUGGUCCAGCCUUCCACGGCUGAAGCCAAAACCCGCCUGGAUCCCGAGCAAGCUGCCGAAUUCCGCAAGCGCGUCAAUGACCGCAUUGCGUCUACCAACUCCGAAAUUGAGAAGAUGAAGGCCGAGCAUGCGCGGAAGCUGGCCCGUUUCAAGAACAACUCGAUCUUGACGAAGUCAGAGAAAGAGCUCCGCAGCACUACCGACGGCACGAGCAGAGAUGGCUUCAAUCUUGAGGGGCGGCCUGACGAGCACGGUGAAGUGCCUGGCCGUUGGCAAAACAAAACGACGAAGACAGUCGACGCCAUCAUCGCCUCGGUCGAAUCUCAGCUGGGUCGUCACGCGCAGGCUGUGAAUGAGUUGAGGAGAAUUCAGGCAGGCGGCUACCAAGAACCUGCACCUGAGCCAGUACCCGAGCCGGAACCAACUCCUGCUGUCCCUGCUGCAGAAUCAAUGACCGUAGGUGGUGGCACUUCCGGGAGCAACGCAAUGUCGCGCCAGGCAUCGCAAGCUGGUUCGAAUCACAGCGGCAUCAUGAUUGGCGAUUCUGACAUCGACAUGGGCGGAACUGCUGCGGGUCUUCUGGACCAGAUGUAUACCGGCAUGUCCUCUACUUCGACGCCAAACAACUUCCCGACCCCGCAAGCACACUUGUCUGCAGCGCAGUCUAACGCUGCGACACCAGUCAAUGUUGCUUCGCCACAAGCCGCGCCUCAGCAAGCCGGCGCGACCGAGGCUGCCGAUGUCAAGAUGGGUGAUUCUGAAGCACCGAAGGGCAACGAUGUGACAGCUGGGACCGUCCCCGACCAAGGCUCCGGGUCUGGUGACUGGGUUGUGGUUCCAAAGGAUGGGGCGACCCCAGGCAGUAAUGGUACAGGUGCCGGCACAGGCAACAAUGAGAACAACGCUGGUGACAGUGAGCCGCCCAAGCCGGCAGCGGCCAACCCGGCAUUGUCGAGUCAGCAGGCUUCUGCCGUGGGCACGCCAGCUGGCGCAUCCACGGGCGACUUUGUUGAUUUUGGAUCGCUUGGCGACCUCGACACAGCUGGAGAUGCACUCGCGGGCUACACGCCUGGGGACAUGACAGCCGACCUCGACCUUGGCACGGACAUGGACAUUUAA